AUAUGCAAUUGUAAGCUAACAAUCCACCGUGGGUGUCCACAUGUAGCCCGUUGCCAGAAUCCUGAUUCUCAAAAUACCCGCAGCAGUAGGUAGGUACAUGGUCGGCGUUUGGCGUUUGAGAUCGAUACGAGGCAUGUCCAUCUCUCUUAGUCCUCCAAAGAGACUUGCAUGCAAUGUCUCCUGUAUACAUGCUCCGGGGUAGCCCUGGAGUCUGAGGGGCGCUGGCGACCAGAGCUAAGCGCGGCUGACCACCGCCUGCGCCAGGCAUGCAUGUCGCUGCUCAACAAAAUCGCCUAUCGACCAGACAAGACACAUUGUCCUCCGUGCACAUCAGCACCUUGGGUUCCCCACGGUGCCGUCAAUGCAUGGUGGCUCAGGUCAACAAGCGAUUGCCAAGGUCCAUGCGCGCGAGCUUGGCCCGGGGCAGUGGUGGCUCGCAGAGCGGGAGGACCGAGGACACUGGCGAGCGCGAGCACCACCGACGCACGAUCGGGGUGCUAAAUAUGGCGCAGGCAGGGCGCUUGCGCGAUUGGGCGGGCGCUGGUGUCCUGCAUUCUCCUGCCCCUCAUGUGUGGCAUGUGGCAGGUUCCGGGCGGUCGCACGCAGCGUCGUUGCGCACCCACGGGCACAGAGGGCUGGGGAGAGGCCGGCAGCGUCUCGAAGGCUCCAGGCGCGGGCUGACUGCGUCCAACCACAGCGGCAGGCCAGGCGGGUGCAAGUCGAGGGCCCUCGCCCCGCCAUCUGUCGCCCGCCACUGGGGGCCGCAGCGGCUGCGUGACCUCAUGGGCCAGUGGAGCGGCGCAACAGCCAGCGCAGCGCGGCAUUCCAGAACAGUCGGGUGCCUGCUGCAACGAGGAACGAUGCGCAAUCGCCAGGGACGCCGGCAGCCCCAGAGCCAGCCAACGAGGCACUGCUGCGCUACGGGUAGCGCUCGCGGAGCAGCGCUGCAGCCGAGCGGCCGGACAUGUGCGACGGACUCGAGCAGAGCGGGCGUCGCGGUGCAGCGCUCUGUCGAUUGAUGCGAGGGCAGUGGGAUGCGCUGUCGGUGGGGUGCUCUGCGCGUGAGCGAGCCCCUGCAGCGGGCCACUGAGGGCGUGCCGUGGGAGAGGCGGUCAGGGCGAUCGUGUGGUCACGAUGCCCGCCCUCGUCCUGGCACGCCGAGCAGCCGCUACAACC
Messenger RNA from Paraphaeosphaeria sporulosa, 1176 nucleotides. RefSeq lists its product as uncharacterized. NCBI's taxonomy places the organism in Eukaryota, Fungi, Ascomycota, Dothideomycetes, Pleosporales, Didymosphaeriaceae. The coding region runs from base 267 to 1019 and encodes 250 amino acids. The transcript has a single exon. The record is from RefSeq and is a predicted model, not a curated record.